Messenger RNA from Penicillium antarcticum, 1362 nucleotides. RefSeq names its product pantothenate kinase. The transcript is spliced from 4 exons. The record is from RefSeq and is a predicted model, not a curated record. Gene Ontology annotation, cellular component: cytosol; nucleus. NCBI's taxonomy places the organism in Eukaryota, Fungi, Ascomycota, Eurotiomycetes, Eurotiales, Aspergillaceae. Gene Ontology annotation, molecular function: ATP binding; pantothenate kinase activity. Gene Ontology annotation, biological process: coenzyme A biosynthetic process. Bases 1 to 1362 code for a protein of 453 amino acids.
AUGGCUCCCUCCGAUAUUCCGGAGGUAGACCCCAGUUUGCGUCGCAAGCGCCCUGCCCGCUUGGAGGAGGCCAUCACCAACCCGGGCUCCGUCAAGAUCAACGUCACGGGCGCCUUCAUCGUCGACGACGAGGUCCGUUCCAAGAGCCCCGAGGCCGAAGGUGUACACUAUGAAAACAAGGAUAUUCGACUUCCUCACCACACUGGCCUUGUGAGCCAUGUUGCCGUCGAUAUUGGCGGAUCACUAGCGAAGCUGGUUUAUUUUACCCGCGAAUUGGACUCGGCCGACAAUGGUGGGCGGCUCAAUUUUAUCAACUUCGAGACUCACAGGAUAGACAUAUGCAUCAACUUCAUUCGGCAGCUGAAGGAGGAACACGAGAAGCGCAAUGGGUCUACAAGGGAUGGAUUAUGUGUGGUGGCUACCGGUGGGGGAGCAUACAAGUUUUACGACAAGCUGAAGGAGGCAUUGGACGUGAACAUUCUCCGCGAGGAGGAGAUGGAAUGUUUGAUCAUUGGUCUCGAUUUCUUCAUUACCGAAAUUCCGAACGAGGUUUUCACUUACAGCGAUGCCGAUACCGAGCCGAUGCAGUAUGCCGAGGCCCGACCGGAUGUAUACCCCUACCUCCUGGUGAACAUAGGGUCUGGCGUGUCAAUGAUCAAGGUGUCCGGCCCGAAACAAUAUGAGCGUGUUGGAGGUACUCACUUGGGUGGUGGCACUUUCUGGGGUCUCAUGUCAUUGCUGACCGGCUCGCGGACCUUUGACGACAUGUUGGCAAUGGCCGACGUCGGGGACAACAGUGGGGUAGAUAUGCUUGUGGGAGAUAUCUAUGGCAUGGACUAUAGCAAGAUUGGUCUCAAGAGUACAGCCAUUGCCAGCACAUUCGGCAAAGUAUUCCGGUUGAAGAAUGCUGCCGAGCAAGGUGCCGAAGACGGCGAGGGAUUGAUCCACGGAGGUCCCGACGGCGAUGAGAGCAACAGUGGGGUGAAAUUCAACCCAGAGGAUAUGAGCCGGAGUCUACUCUACGCCAUCAGUAAUAAUAUUGGCCAAAUCGCCUACUUGCAGUCGGAGAAGCACCAAGUAAAGCACAUCUACUUCGGUGGUUCCUUCAUCCGCGGUCAUCGUCAAACAAUGAACACCCUUUCAUACGCCAUCCGUUUCUGGUCCAAGGGUGAGAAGCAAGCAUACUUCCUGCGCCACGAAGGCUACCUCGGCGCUGUCGGGGCUUUCAUCCGCCGGCAACCACAGAAUUGGGGCCGCAGAAACAGUGUCGACGACGUGGUUGCACCGCAGGCGGUCCGAAACCUCGUCACUAACAAUAAUGUUCUCAAUCAACAACAUACCAGGUCUUCGAGUGAAUUAUAA